Molecule: messenger RNA, 2952 nt
Organism: Scaptodrosophila lebanonensis
Lineage: Eukaryota; Metazoa; Arthropoda; Insecta; Diptera; Drosophilidae
Exons: 5
Coding region: 1-2952 (983 amino acids)
Source: RefSeq, a predicted model, not a curated record
AUGAACGAAUGCACGCCGAGUGCGGGAUUACGCGAAAAAUUAAAGAAAAACUUGUUAAUUACCAGCGUGCUGUCACAAUUGCCUCCGUUCCUCGUCAGCGCUGGUUCCGCAUUGCGCUCAAAUGAUGAGACAUUACCACACAGUUUUUGGGCAUCUUUGGGCAUUGUAUGCCUCAUGCUGCUCGUUACUCAGCCAUGCAGCGUCUCUUCGUUAUCACAGACGCCGCCGGACCACCUGGUGCCACCGCCCCUGCCCACGCCACAGCGUUUGCAGCAUAGCUUUGCGCAAUCAGAAGCACUGCGUCCGCCGCCACCACCACCGCCUUCAUCCGCCUUGGGGGCGACAAGCGCUCAGCAUCCGGACGCACCCGGACCAGGCUUUAUGACCCGUAUUGCUCGCUGGUUCGGCCUCGGCGCGCCACCGCCACGCGAACAGCAACUGAGUGCCAGCUCCCAUAGCUAUGCGUAUCCAAAGCCGGCGCAGUCCUACGAUGGCAAGCCUUGCAGCCUCUGCAACAAAUAUCCCUGGGUGCCCAUGCUGCCGGCGCAGCUUCAACCACACCAGCAGCACCAGCACCAACAAAAUUUCCAAAACACUUGGCCACAAUUGGAGGCACAACCAUCACAGCACAAGCAACGUGCCGUGCAAUUCCAUGCACCACAACAGAGUCUCUUUGUGCCCAUGACACUGCCGGGUGCAUUGAGCUCCGUGGCUCUGCCGCCUCUUUACAAUGCACAGCCCUUCCGGCCGUUAAUUGGAGGCACCUCCGGAGCACCCUCGUCUACACUGAGUGCGCAGCAGCUGCCCACGACGCAACCGGCGCAUUUUGCUGAGAACGUGGGCGCCCAUUCGGAACUGCGACCGGAUCGUGUGCCCGUCUUACCCACACAGCUGCCACCUUCCACUUAUCCAGCGGUCCAACACCAUAGCAACAACAAGGACAGUAGCUUUGAGAUUGUGCCGAGCCAUCAACUAACCGACUUUGUCACCUCGGUUGAGUAUCCCGCGACUUUUGUGCAGUCGCAUGCCAUCGACUUGGGAUCCUCCGAUGGGCUGCCCCAACAAGAGCAACAGCAUCAGCAGCAACACCAACACCAACAAGAGACGCUCGAUGUUGGUACUGUGCGUUACCAGCUGGAGGAUUUGCAAAGCGGACCCUUAAGUCAACAUGUGCCCGCGUCACAGUUGCUCACCGAGCUGGGUCACUAUACGGCCGCCACUCAGCUGCUGGAGCACACCUCCAGCACUCCUUCGGUGGAACUGGAGACUCAACCAACAACGCCGGCGCCGUCGCAUUAUUACGAGACACCUGCGGCGGACAACUUUCCGGCGGCUUCGUCGCAGCAACAGCAACAACACAAUCAUUACGCGCUUUGGCGCGCCCAGACGGAUGUGGAUUAUGUGGAGGCGCUGCCCAGCACCAGCACAUUGCAGCCGUUUUACGAGCAGGUAGACUACACCUCCACACAGCCACCAGAGCCGGAAUCAGAGCCAGCUGUUGAAUUGAACAAUAAUCUGGCGGGGGGCGUACACUCGAAGCUUCCGUUCCGAUUGCGCGAUCGUGACACGCCGAAGCGGCUGCUUGAUGCGCCCAUCAAAUACGUUCAGCAGGGCGCUGGACCACCGCCACGUCCCUUCACACGCGAUCCAGCCGACCUUAACUUUCGGCUGAGUCAAAUGUACACGCCCACGCAGCAACCUGUGACGGCCAGUUUGGCUGUCACCCAACCGCCUACGCCCACCUCAACAUAUGGCGCCAUUGAUGCCAGUGGCCAGUAUGCGGGCAUGUCGCCGCCCAGUCCUCAGCAGGUCAUCAUACCGUACACCACCAAGAACAAGCCGCGACCCUUCGAGCCGACGCGCAGCGGCAACAUCGCCUACGAUGGCUGGACGCAUGCGCAGGGCCAUGCCAACGAUGUGGAGCUGCACGAGCAGCAGGAAUCGAAACUGGUGAGCACGGCGACGGCACCACCACCGCCAAAUACGCGACGAACCACCAAAUACCUCACCAAGAUUCUGGCCUCCAAUCUGCGCGAAUUGCUGAAGCGGGAGCGCGAGACAAAGAGUCGCCCCCUCGGCCAUAGCUUCGAUAUUGGCAAGUUGCAGCAGAACAUCGAUGGCUGGACAGAGCAGGAGUAUACCUCGCUAUCCCAUCGGCCCAGCACGCCCACUAUUCGUGGCCGUUCCAAGCAUAUACCCACAGAGUACUUAACCACGACUACGACACCGACGCCGCGACACUCGAAGACAAAUCACGGAGGCUUUGAGCUAGGCGGCAGCCACAGCGGGGAUGCUGACGUCGGCGAUCUCUCCACCUCCAUUAAUAAUCUGGAGCAUCGUGGCAGUAAGCGUUUCCAGUAUGUGUCGCCCAUCGAGGAUAAUCGUCUGUUGGACUUUUAUGAAGCGCAGCAACGGACGCGUACACCAGCCACAACCACCACCCCAAUGACGCCCACUAGCACCCCCCUGGUCAGCACCACCGGGGCGACUGACGACGAUGACAAUGACCCCAAGGUGACGCCGCUCUAUGUACGCGGCGCGGUGCCGACGCUGGCUCCCGCGGAGCUGUGGCAAAAGGCCAAGGUUGCCAUCCUGCCACAGACUAAUGAGAAAGUCUAUGUGGUGACGCCACAGCCGCGUUACUACAGCACCGAGGCGCCACCGCCGGCCCCAGUCUAUAUAUCGCCAGCGGCGAAAGCCAGAUUUAUGGUGCGUCCCACGCCCGGCAAUGUUGCACAGGCCGCAGCAACGCCAUCGUCGGCGCAACAACACAAUUAUACGCCCGACAUUUUUGGACUGAUGGGUCUCUCUGCCUAUGUGCCUGCCGAUCCUGUGGAGAUCAUCGAUGGCAACUCCAAAGUCAUCACCAUCGUGACGCCGACACCUAAAGCAGCGGCCCUGCAACGCCUGCCAGUGACAGCGAAGCCAACAAUGUCGCCAUCGCCUAGAUAG